Molecule: messenger RNA, 5158 nt
Organism: Toxoplasma gondii ME49
Lineage: Eukaryota; Apicomplexa; Conoidasida; Eucoccidiorida; Sarcocystidae
Product: peptidase family M13 protein
Exons: 1
Coding region: 930-4046 (1038 amino acids)
Biological process (GO): protein processing
Cellular component (GO): plasma membrane
Molecular function (GO): metalloendopeptidase activity
Source: RefSeq, a predicted model, not a curated record
UUUUGAGGUUGUAGAACAGGAUGUCUGCAGUGGCUCACGGUAGACUACGAAUCUUCACAGGUGUCUGCGCGGGAGUCUUUUGUCUCCUCUGUUUCGUCUAAGGAAGUGUAGAACCAGUUUGCCGAUUAUCUGUCUCGUUUCUCGUUUUCCCAUGCUUCUUCCUGUGUAUCCUGUUCAAAAUAGAAGUCUCCAUCCAUUUAUGUUAGUGAUCCAAACUGGUUUACGCCCAAGCUUGAUGACGCUCUGGCUCGCCAGGCUUGACUCAGGUUGGAAUCUUCGGAGAAUCGCUUUCCGUACCUGUGGCCUCGCACAAACGUAACCAGCACAUUCCUUUUACGCAUACCUACGACCGUGCACGGAGUGAAAGAGAAACCCUUAUUUGCAUUCGCGGUUAGUCUCGCUCAAAGCCUUGCGCGUCGUCCUUCCAUUCCCUACUCUCCAUCGAACGCAGCAGGCAUCCCUGUAUAAAUGAUUGCAUGAUUUUGUCCCGUAGACUAUCUUUGUUUUUGCUCUAGGGGUACCUGUGGUUUCCCUUCCAGAGGAGAUCCCGGUGAUACACAGAAAUACGCAAUAUUCCCCCUGGUCUGCAUAUUCAGAUUAGGGCACUGGUUGAACCUGACAAAUACCCUGAUUUUUUUUCAUACGCUCCAAAUCCCCUUUUUUCUCACAAGUGGCGAAACGCUGCCUCAGCUUCUUGUUCCAUACACCAGUAUCGUCAAUAGAUACAUGCACAUAGAUACGUACGUUGCCAUCGAGAUUGUAUUUUUUCACGUGCAUCGCUUAAGCGUUUUAUGCAUGCCCACGGCAUGUGCAUUCGUUUAUAAAUAUUUAUACCUCUGCAUGGUUACGUACGUCUCAGGAUCGCCGGGUUAUCUAGUUCUCUCAUGGUUGCUGAGCUUCUUCGAGUUUAGGCUUCUCCAUUUGACAAGAUGGACUCGCUUCGGUGCCCUCAGAGGUUUUUCACGCCGAAGCUGCUUCUCUAUCUCUGGAGUGGCUCUUUCCUUGCAUCUCUUCUGAGGGCCACCGAUGCAUGCAGUGCACCUCAGUAUCACCCAGAUAACUUUGAGCUGACAAAAACCCUGGAACGGCGACGGCUGGAACCGGUUUCUUGGUCGACGGAAAACAAGGUUCUCGCGCCGCCGAAGGUGCCGGGUCUUCUUGCGGAGAAUGCCGCGGUUGAGAACUUUGUUCAGUCUCGUAGCAUUUCCGGGGAGACAGCGGAUGAACAAAACAAGAAACAUGAGAAUGUACUUGGCAACCUCAACCUGGAUGCCUUCCUCCUUGCUGCCGAUGCAGGCAUUCCAGCGGAGGAGCAACACAGCGGCACAGUCAAUGCUGACGAGCAUACCCAUGGUGCGUCGUCGUCUUUCCCUCGCUCGAAUGCUUCGUCUCAGACUCGUUCUUAUUCCACGCUGCGUGACGAAUCGCGUUCCACGGGGGACACAGCCUCACCUGUUGAAAUGAACCAGGCACGUGAACAACACGGAGACGAGGACGACGCUUCGAAGUUUUCCUUUCCAUUUCUGAAACCGCCGGGACGGUAUCCACCGCCUGAGAAUCUUGCGUGUGUAGACAGCGCUCAGUGUGCAAGAAUUGCCGAAAUGAUUAAACGAGAUAUGAAUCCACGCGCUGAUCCGUGCUACGACGCAGAAGAGUAUUUCUGUGGCGGGUGGAAGACACGUACUUCUCUCCCUGCAGAUGAGAGCUCGUGGACGCUUUCGUUUGACACUUUAGCCCGAGACACGAGAGAUUACUUGAAAACCACCUUAGAGGCAAGAAGCUGCUCGGACAUGCGAGACGAGCUCCACAGGCAAACUCCACAAGAUUCUGUCUUUUCAAACCUCAACAGCCCGUCUAGUGUCAUCGGAGAAACAGGAAACCGAGUAGAUGAAUGGGACGUGUUGGCUACAUGCAUGUACGAAGCGUGUAUGGAUGAAGAGGCGAUCGAUGCACGCGGGGCAACGCCACUGACAGAUCGCAUGUUUGGUAGAUCUGAGAGAGGCUCGAUGUCUCUGGAGUUCUUACUCGAUACGGACUUCGAGGCAGAAGCAAUUCAUCUCGCAGAGCGCGGAAAUACUCACCCAGACUCUUCAGCUAUCUCCACUUUUCCUGUGUCUAGAGAAGCAGUUCUGGUGCAGCGGUUACAAGCGAUAUUUCACCGGCUGAAAGACGUGUUGUUUUGGUCGGCCUAUGUGGGUCCCAACGAGCUGCAUCCUGACCAAGGGCAGACACUGAAUCUCGGGAGUCUCAAGCUCGGCUUGUCGUACCACUUUUAUGAAGAAGACCACUUGGACUACCAGAGGUACUACAAAGAACACAUGGCCAACAUUCUUCAGAUAUUCGAGGCGCAUUUGCUAAAAACGCACCCCCAGUUGCUAGCUAGAGCUCAAAAGGUAAACCCGAAUCUGAGGCGAAGCUACUCAGAGCGAGCGCAGAGGAUCUUUGACCUUGAGAAAAACGACCUUCGGCCGCUGGUCCUCUCUCCAGAAGAGACCCGUAAAGUAACUCAGUACACACACGAAGUCACCUUCGGCGAGCUAAAGGCUUCCACAGAUGCCUUGGAUGUUGAGGCGCUGCUCCACCUCUACCUAGAUAUGCUGCCUCGGAAACUAGGAGAGCAGGCUCCGUCUGCCUCCUCUCUCGGCGGGAAGAUUGCUUUCACGUCUUCGGGUGUCGUCGUUGACGACAGCCUCGUGCUCCUAAUACACGAAAAAAACUACUUCGCCAAACUCGAGACCACGUUGCGCUCUGUCGACUGGGAUGUUUUGCACGACUACAUCUUGUACAAAGUGGUCCGAAGCGACGCGAGUAUGCUGUCUAGAGACUUCCGCGACGAAAUUAAGCGCUACUCGAAGCAAGUCACGAAGGCCGAGCCGCUGCCGCGCUGGCGCACGUGCGUCUCGUCCGUACCGCAGUGGAUUUUGGCACGGAGAUACGUGCUCGGCCGGUUCGAUCGCCAGAAGAAACAAACCGUCCAGCUGAUGGUCACACGCAUUCGCUCGGCGUUCAAGAGCUUGCUCGAAGAGUACGCGUGGAUGGACGAGCCGACGCGCGAGGAGGCGCUGGAAAAACUUGCAGGGAUGCAGGAAAAAAUCGGGUUUCCUGACUGGCUUCUUGACGACUAUGAAACGUACUUCACGCGAUACUACGGGGACAAGUCCGCCGCUCUCGAACUCGCAAGCAUCCACUUCGAGGUCCAGUGGCACUUGGGUCUUGAGGCGAUCCGGUCGCAGCUGGCGGAAUUCGGGGAACCUGUUGAUCGCCGGGAGUGGGCGAUGAAGCCACACAGCGUCAACGCGUAUUUCUCGCCCUCGCAAAACGAGAUUGCCUUCAUGGCUGCGGUCCUCCAGGAACCGUCACUCUUCGUCGCGAGUCCGCACGCAAGCCUAGGCGAGGACACCGUGGUCAAGGCGCUGAGCUACGGGGCGAUCGCGGGUGUCAUUGCACACGAAAUCACUCAUGGCUUCGACGACGUGGGAAAAGAAUACGACGUCAAAGGCCGGCUUCGAAACUGGUGGACACCUGAGAGUGAGGAAGCCUUCAAGGCAGAAGCCACGUGCAUGAAGGACCAGUACAGCGGCUACAGCGUCGUGAUCGUCGAUGUAGAGAACGAUAAGGCGAUAUAUAACACACGACCGAGCAGGGAAGCGUCCGAGGUGGAACACUCAGACGGAAGCAGCGGACAGAAAACAGUUAGGGUUAGAGGGGACCUUACCCUUGGGGAGAAUAUCGCGGACAACGGCGGGAUUCAACUAGCCUGGGCAGCUCUGAAACUCGAAUUGUCGCCAGAGCAACUCAAUUCGAGACCAUUGGAGAACUACGGGGUGACACUCACGACCGCGCAACUCUUCACUUUUUCCUGGGGGCAUUUCUGGUGUGAGAUCGCUCUGGACAGCUUCAUUCGGCGGCAGGUCGAAACGGAUCCGCACAGUCCAGCGCGCUUCCGCAUUCAAGGUCCUCUCGCCAACUUCGGCCUCUUCGCAGAGCAAGAACAGUGUCCUGUGGGAAGUCUGAUGAAUCCAGAGACAAAAUGCCGAGUGUGGUAACAAAAUGGAAGGAAUCGUUCCUGGGGAACGGCAAGGCUACUCCGGGCUUCAUCUGUGAAGCAACCACUAAGGGAGAUGCAGGAAGCUGAGAGGUGUGCGAUCGCGCGCCAAUGUUGUAUAGGCACUUUUUAUUUAAAAACGAGCAACAGUCAAUGUCUCCUUGGCACACCUAUGUUUCGUGUUAUGUAUAGCGACCCACUUGUUGUCGAGUAGAUACAAUAGUGAUAUGGACAAGGGAGAGGGGUAUACGCAGUUUAUAUGCAUGCACUCAAGUUGGUAAUACUCGCAUCUCUGCCAACUAAGCUUAGCUUUAGCAUCUCUUGACACUCACCGCGCAAUAAGCGCAAGCGUUUCUCUGUAGCAUUUGCUAUCUUCACACUCUUGGAGUAAAUCUGCGCACGUGUUGGUGAGCAUUUCAGGGCCAUGCAACAUGCUGAUUGUGCGUUUCGACUUUGACCGGGUAACUUCCGGUCUGUUCUUUGUCGCAGAAUAACGUGAUAUACACCAGUGAUUAUAUCGGUACGUGUUCUACUGCAGACACUUUGGUCUCUAUGCAGAAGCGUCGUCAUGAGCCAUCGUAAUGUGUAAAUUUUAUGCAGGUACGAGAGUGAAUGGAGAAUGCAUAUACACGUUCGUCCUCCCUUACCUUUCUUGUACUCAUGCUCAGAUCUCGUUACUGCUCUGUAGAAGGUGGCUAUCUACGUUAAAAUUCUCUAAUCGCAAUCAGAAUCAUGAUUUGUUCAACUUCAUGGAUUCAUGUGAAGAGUUAAUGACGUUUUUCCUAUGUUGCUACACAACAGCAACCUCCCGAGGGAAAAAGGAUCAGCUACGGGGAAUUCAUGAACACAUUGGAGCUGUUAAACGCGUUAAAGGACUGGUCAGCAGCUGGCUCACCGCAGCGUAGUGGGUAUGAUGUCCACGAAACAAAGCGGUCUUUACCCGUUUUGCUUCUCUCACCUCCGGGCUCACGGGGGCACCGCACCAACGCAUCCGGAAAUUAAGAUCCCCUGCAAGCCGCGGGCUGCUACCCUCAAAACCCCAGAAACUCUAACGCAUAUCGAAGAAGACUUGUGUACGUGCCUCUGUAGCUUCCCCGGAGAAGGCGACUGUAC